GGUUCACACGUGUGCAGAAGGCAAAGCAUCGGAAACGAUUUUAACUGCUUUUAAACUGCAGAUGGUCUUUAAUUUUUCAGGGCCAUGUCUCGUUUUUUGAUAAACACCCUUUUGUCCCACUGUCCCGAACCUGAGAAUUUAAUCAGUACUUUGUGCUGGCCAAGCACUUCAUUGCCUGACAUAGAAAAGAUUGAAGCUUUAACUGUUUUAAUCAAGGAACUUUCCGAUAUAUCACAUUUAGCUCAGGAGGACCGCUUUAUUUGUAAGGUGCAGUCAGUGAUAUGGAAUCAAUGUAUGCCCCUAUUACAAAUGAUCUCGAGAGCAAAUGAUGAAGGUAAGGAUCUACUCACUGCAGUCUGUGGGCUCUUUGCAGUGUGUGUUAGUAUAUGUCAGACUGAUGUACUUGAGCAGGUGAGUCAGAUUCUUCUACCUGUGCUCACGAUGAGAGAUGGUGGCAGUCAUGAAACCAGCAGGUUUGAUAUGGAUGUUGCCAUUGAAGUGACAGCAGUGCUGUUAUCCAGCAUCCCAUACAACAGAGACAUAAUCUGCAGGACUCUGCCUUGCACUCUUUGCUGUGUUAAGGACCUCUCAGACUCGAGGGUGUCUCAAAUUAUAGUUCGGAUCUGGUUUACUAUACUCAAGUCCUCGAAUAAGGAGGCAGAAUCAGAGGUCCUGCAUCACAUAUGGGAGGAUUUACUGUCAUGGCAUCAGAGUGAUCGGACAGAAUCAGUCUCAGCGCGGAUUCUGCUGUGUUUCACUGCUCUGUCUGACCACCUCUACUCUCUGGAAACCGACCUGUCUCCAAAGCGGCCGGACCCCAGAAGAUCUCAAGGUUUUUUAAAGGCAGUUCAGGCCGGAUUGACACACAGAGACAGUGUGACCCGCAAACGGGCGCUUUACCUGCUCACCAGGUGUGUGACACUUGCAGAGAUCAAGAGGGAAGAUGUGGGUACUUGCGAGGAAACUGAUACAGAUGAAAUCCUGUUCAAAUGGGCACCAGAGAAAACACAGUUACUGAGGGAGUUCUGGGAAGAUUAUGCCCUAGUAUUGGAGACUCUAGAGGAAAACCAGAUCCAUGUGAUUCGACCUGUACUCAACAGGAUCGAUAUGCUUGUUGAGACAACGGCAACUGACGUCCAAGGUGAGCUGUUUUCUCCUUCCUGGUUGCUCUGUGUGUAUCAACGCAUGUUUCACAGUGAGAACAAGGCAGUCAUGAAGGAAGGAGUCAAUCACCUGUUAGAACUGAAAGUGCUGCAUCAUCCUGCUUUUGCACUGGCAUUCUCACAGUUUGUGAUUGGUCCACUCAUGGAUGUUCUUGCAGAGAGCUCUCUCUAUCACAGAGCACCUCAUCAGUAUAUUCGAGAAUGUCCAGAGCUGGGAAUGAUGCUCCAGACCUUUAUGGUGAAUUUCUUCAACAGUCUGCCAGACAAGAACAGAGAAUCAGUGCUUCUGCAGCUCAUCCAGCAGUUGGGUUCACGGCACUGGUGUGCUGUCCCAUUGAUGUUCCUGUCCCAGGCUCUGUCCUGUCUGUCCCCCUGUCCUCUCCUUGGCUCUGAUGGACUCCAUGCAUUCAGAGAGGUUCUACGCUGCACUAUGAUUACACACCAGGUUCUUUUGAGAGGAGCUUCGCAAUGUUUUUUGCUCCACGCUGCCCUCUGCCUGACAGAUGUGUCAGCAGUGUCUCUAGAUGAGGUGUUUGACUUCCUUGUGCCUUUUCGAGCCGAUGAGUCUCUGUGUCGGGGAACAGCACUAUGGAGAGAGCUGUGUAUUUGGCUUCAGAAUAAUGAAGGCCAUUUUCGUUUGACUUACGGUGAUUCAGACUCUGUGGAGCUUCACUCCGAAACAUCUAACAGGGACAGAGCUUCUAUAUUCAGUUAUGUUCAGCAGCGAUUAAAGACCUUCCUCACAGUUCCAGCCAGCUCAGAUCAGACAGGAAGUUUCCCUGAUCCAGGAGAGGCGGAGCUGCUGGCGCGGGCUGUACUGCUCUCAGCUGACCUGCCGCAGAGGAGGGAGGAGGAACAGACUGAGACUGCAGGUCUAGAACAGCUUCUGCAACCACUACUGGAUGUCUUAAGCAGACUCAGCACGAACGUCUACCUGGUGCUGCACAAGACAGACAAGAGCCUGCAACUACUCCUGCGACUGCUGCAGCUUUCUUCUGCAGUGAAAGAGAAUGAUGUUGUGGCUGUUGCUUUGAAGACACACAUGCUGUCGGUGGUAGAGUCUGUGCAGGAGUUUCUGCUGAGGAGGUUGAGUGGGGAACUGAGGGAGAUAUGUGACUUGGAGAGGGCUGAACUUUAUCUCUCAGUAUUGAGGGAGCUUGUUCUGACUUACUUCACUGUGUCGUGGUACAGCUCAAAUCUGCAGCAGACCUACAUCCCAAAACUCACCACCAACUGUCGGAAGAUCCUCUCUGUGCCCACUGAACAGACUCCAUCUGUGUCAGGUCAGGUUCAGAGAGUGGUUAGUAUGACCACACUCGCCCUGCUGUGUGAUAUUGCUGAUCAAGGUGACCUGAACUCCCAGUCUGAGGCCAUGAGAUCACUUUACUCAUUGACAGACUACUUCUACCCUUCAUCAUCAUCAUCAUCUCCCCAGCAUCUCAACCAGACGCUACUGAAGCCCACAGCUGCAGCUGAAACCUCAGUCAGUCAUUCAGAGGACAGCCCCGUGCUGAAGGACUGGGGGCGCAUUGUAGCCCAGUUUAUUCGAGAUCAGUGGAAGUGUCUGAGUUUCCUGCAGAAGUAUGUAGGGUCUGCUGGGCCACUUCGGGCCCCUGAAAUUCCUGAGGUCCUGCAGGCAGCGGUGGAGGCUCUGGCGUUACUGCCUAGUUAUCUGGUGCUGCCAGUGCUGGACUUCAUGGCGUUAGUCUUACCUCAGGUGGCAGUGCAGUGUGAUGAAUCUCUGUGUGUGGAGGCCAUCUGUGCAUCAUGGAAGGUGGUUCAGGAUCUGAGCACAAACCCUCAUGACUUCUGGUCCACGCUGCAGGGGUUUGUGCAGUUAGCUUUUCACCAGGGAGUUCUGCAGCUCACAGAGGAACAGAACCCCAAAAUCACGGCCUGCAUACAACAGGUUGUGAAUGAGCUGAUGGAGUUGGCUCAGGUCCGUUCUGGGGUCUUUAAUGUUCUGAUCCAGCAUUGCUGUGAGAUGUGGCUCCCUUCUGGGACAGGAGAGGAUGUCCAGAAAGACUUUGCAUUCAGCACUGCAUUUUCACACCUGCACAUCCUUACUGAAGCCUGCAUUUAUGGACCAGUAUUCAGAAGAGACCAAAGGCUUAUUCAAGAGGUUCAAAGCUACGUUGAGCAACUAGGUGAUAGUUGUGCAGCAAACACAGCUGUCAGCAGUGGGAACAGGGAUGAUCAGUUCCCUCGAGUGUGUGUUUUGGCUUUCCUGUGCCGCAUGAAUCCAUCCAAUCAGCUUCACCAGCGUGUGAUGGAGCAGCUCGUGCAGCGACUGCUGAAGAAGGAUGCAGAGAUUUCAAAAUCCAAAGUACGUUACUAUAGCAACUCCAUCCAGCACAGAGUGAAGAACCGUGUGUGGCAAACACUGCUGCUGCUUCUGCCCAAACUCAGACCGGGGUUUGUGUCGGAGUUUGUGUUGAAUCACGUGUGUGAGGCGGGGUUCUGCAGUAACCAGGCAUCAGUCAAGUACUUGAUAGAGUGGACCCUGAUCCUGAUCCUUCACCAGAACCCAUCUCACAUCCACAACCUGUGGAAAUGUUUCAGUCUGGAUCAUGAGAAGACAAAAACAAGCAUCUGCACCUUUCUUUCUGUCCUUGUGCACUUGAAUGUCCUCCUGCCAAAACUGGAAAAUAAGGAGGUGCAGUGGCGUAGAGCUGUGGAGGUGAUCCUGCAGUGGUGUUUCAGUCAUAACUUCAGUGUCCGUCUCUACGCCCUGCUCGCCCUGAAGAGGGUUUGGGAGCUGGAAGAGGCUCGUGUUCUCACUGAGGAAAACCUGGGAGGUCUGAGCACUGUGGUCCAAGCUUGUUUACAGCAGGCUGAAGCCAUGCAGAACACUGGCAAUGCAAUGAAAAACUGGUCUAGAAUCCAAGAACAUUUCUUCUUCAGUGCUUUCCACCCAAUCAGAGAUUACAGUGUAGAGACAAUAUUUGAGACAUUUCCUCGUCUCUCAGAACUGGCAGAAGACGAGUGGCUUCCAGUGUGGAAAUUUGAAAGCUUUGUUGAUUUUCCCCUGUGUGCCACACUGCCUUUGAAGAACCCUGUGAGGAAUCUGAGUGAGCACCAGCCUGGUGACUGGAUCCAGCAGGACAAAGGUGAGAUGGAGCUGGAAGAACGCUGGGCAGAAGUCCAGAAGAAGAUCACCCCAUGGAAGCUGAGUGUUCAGGAGCAGGAACCUGAGCUUGUAGCCCAACAGAGGGCAGCACGCCUGGGUAAACUCACCAGCACCCUUCUGGUGGUUGCAUCGCUUAUCGAUAAACCCACCAAUCUUGGCGGUCUGUGCAGGACAUGUGAGAUCUUCGGGGCCAAAGCUCUUGUACUGGACAGUCUGCGUCAUGUUAAUGAUAAACAAUUCCAGGCGCUCAGUGUGUCUUCAGAGUUGUGGCUGCCAUUGCUGGAGGUGAAGCCUGCAGAAUUAUCAAACUUCCUGCAACUGAAGAAGAGUGAAGGAUACUGGGUAAUCGGUGUGGAGCAAACAUCAAACAGCCAGAGUUUACAAGAUUACACCUUUCCUGAGAGAAGCCUCCUAUUACUCGGCAAUGAAAGGGAAGGCAUUCCUGCAAACCUGCUGCAACUGGUGGACGUCUGUGUAGAGAUUCCUCAGCACGGUGUCACUCGCUCACUCAAUGUACAUGUGAGUGCUGCCCUGCUGGUGUGGGAAUAUACAAGACAGCAUUUAGGGCAAGGCACUGGAUCAUAACCCACUACAGCCCCUCGGUGCUGGACUUUUUUUUCUUCUGUGUUUUAGCAGAAAAAAUUGGUCAGUAUUUGGAAGAUGUUACAAUGUACACCAUUUUCUGAGAAAGUUCUGUAUUGAGAUGAAAUUAGUUGAAAGAUAGAUCUCGAGAAUUCGCCAGAACUACAUACUUAUCGAAAAGUUGUUUUAUUUGCUGUCUACUGUAUAUCUUUUUUAGUUGAGCACCAGUGUUUCUCAUGGUUUUCUGCUUUAAGAAGGCCAUAACAAUGUGCCUCAACUUCUACUUACUCAUGCAAAGGUGGCAGUGCUCCUCAACUAGAUUUUGCUGGUGAGGUUAUUGGAGCUCUUCCUCUCUUUUGAGUUCUGACCUUGAUUUUUCACUUUUUUUUUCCUUUCUUUUUUUUUUUUUAUACUUUUAAAGGAGUUCAAUUAAUUUGUUUUACCUCAUACAUUAAACAAUUUAAUAUAGUUUUAAAAUAAAUCAUUUUAAAACUGCAUUUCUGCCUCAACCUGUGCCUUGAUGUGUUAAAUCUAUAACGCUAUGUGUAUCAUAUUUGAUGCACAAACAUGAAACUUUGCUGAAAAACAUAUUGUAUGCAAUGUUCUAGAUGUCUACUGCUUCCUGGUGAAAGUUUCUGUGCUCUUCCGGAAGCAGAAGAUCUUGUAAUAUCAUAUCUAAAAUCCUUUCUUUUUGCUGUGAAAUCUUUGCUGAUUUUGAUCAAAUAAAAGUAUAAAUGUUUGUAUUGUUACUGAUAUUUCAAAAUGAGUAUUUACUGGACUAAAGCAAUUUAUGCUUUAAAAUGCUUUGUUUGUACAUUAUUUUAUAGAAAAAAAAUCACACUGAAAUGCGUUUGUCAAAUAUGAUACAACAGGCUCAAACUUUAUUACAUUCCAUUCAUGCCCAUCACAAGGAAAAAAAAAGAAAAAAGCACAGAGCUUUCAUAAUACUGACAUAAGAUAUAAAUAUGAGUUCACACUUUAAAUAUAUGUAUUUUUAUAUAUGCAGCUUGCUCUGUCAUUUUAAAAAUCUUGUUUUACAUUACAAGCCUGUGUAAUGUAUGUAUGGGUCCUGAGACAGAAAAAAAGGGAAUGACAAUUUUGCUUUUUGUAAUGACAAUAUAGUGUUUGGUUCAUUUAAAAAAAAAAAAAAAAAAAAAAUAUAUAUAUAUAUAUGUAUAUACAGUAUAUUAUUCUUUUUGUAUUUGAUGUGCUGAAUUAUGUCAUUUCUAUAGACCAAACUCCCAAACAUUUGGUAUCUCUGAAAAGCCCAGUGUCCUCUUAAGAUACCACACGAUGUACUACUAUAAAUUUAAAUAAAAGUCUGAGUAAAAUUGAAGUCAAAUUACAUUUAGACUGCAUGGAAUGAUGUGUGUUCCCACAUAUUUACAUUGCUUUGUUUCUUUUGGUAAAAUGAACUGUUUUAAAACAGCAUUUUUGUUCUGAAAUAACAUUAAAAAAUCUGUAACACUUUGCAGUAAGGUUCAAUUUGGUAAAAUUAGUUAACAUGAACUAUGUAAAAAUGCACAAUACUUUUACAGCAUUUAAUCUUAAUGUUCAUUUAAACUUACUAAUACAUUUUCAAAAUCAAAAGUUAUAUAUGUUAACAUUAGUUAAUGCACUAUGAACUAACAAUGUAUUUUAAUGAAUUUACAUUACCAAAGAUUAAUGAUUGCUGAAUUUUUUUUAUUGUUAAUUGUUUGUUCAUAAUUCCUAAUGCAUUAACUAAUGUUAACGAAUGGAGCCUUAUUGUAAACUUUUACCAAACAAUCUAAUCAUAUUUACAUGAAAUGAUAUUUGUUCCCAUACAUUAAUAGUGGAAAUAGCUUUUGAAGGCAAAUGUGACGCAUUUAAUUAGCUACAAUCCAUAUUAUAAAGCCUUCAGAAACUACCCAACCGUAUUAAUAGACUGCUCAAAUGAACCAGACACUCAACAAGUCUGAUCCCUCAGUCUUGUGGGGUAAUUUGCAUCGUGAAGUUUUUGAUUUUCCUUGUCAUCGCUGUGUAUAAAUUGAUGGCAGGACCCUGGAGACGCC
Myxocyprinus asiaticus (Chinese sucker) is the source of this 6908-nucleotide messenger RNA. RefSeq names its product TAR (HIV-1) RNA binding protein 1 (gene tarbp1). Gene Ontology annotation, biological process: tRNA methylation. The transcript is spliced from 29 exons. The coding region runs from base 85 to 4878 and encodes 1597 amino acids. Gene Ontology annotation, molecular function: tRNA (guanine) methyltransferase activity; RNA binding. NCBI's taxonomy places the organism in Eukaryota, Metazoa, Chordata, Actinopteri, Cypriniformes, Catostomidae. The record is from RefSeq and is a predicted model, not a curated record.